Messenger RNA from Podarcis lilfordi (Lilford's wall lizard), 25722 nucleotides. The record is from the annotation of a GenBank genome assembly. Lineage: Eukaryota; Metazoa; Chordata; Lepidosauria; Squamata; Lacertidae.
GGGCGCGACUGCAGCCCGCUGCUGCGCCUUUAAGGGCUGUGAGGUGCCGGCUGGGAAGGGCCGCCGAGGGAUAAGGAGCCGCCGCUGCUGCUGCUGCCCGGUCCGCGUGAGAGGGGAGGGGAUUUCCUCCCUCCCCUUCUCCUCCUCGCAGGCGGCGGGGCAGCUUAGCUGAGAGCCGGGCGACAAUUCCCUCAGCGCCCGGAGGCGGGACAGCUGCCGGGCCCUGAGGAGCCGCGCACGGGGUCCCGCAGGGCUGCCCGGAGAGGAGCAGGGCGAGGGCAGGAUGCGGCUGCUGGCUCCUCCGCUUCCCGGGGCCGCGGAGCGCGCUUGGUUGGCGGCGCUUCGGAAGGCUUCUCCUCGUCCUCUUCCCGGCCGGCGGCUGCGGUAGCUGCGCGCGUGUGGCGCUGCUUGAAGGCUCGGCUGGGCAGGUCCUGCCCUGUGACGCGGGCUCCUCCUCCUCCUCCUGGCGUCCCGCUCGCUGCUGCCUCCUGGCUCGGGCGACUUCUCUCUCGCUGAGGGAGGCGAAUGUCCUUCGCGAGCCCUUCCGUCGCCGGGGCUGCUGGCUCUCGCCCCUCCGGAGAGGGAUUCUUCUUCUUGCUCCGCGUGGGCCGGCGGCGGCGGCGACCCGGAGGAGCCCGAUGCCUUGAGGCGCGCGGGGAGGCGGGGAGGGAUCCUGCCGCCACGUGAGGAGGCUUCCCCCGCCGCUCCCCUCAUUAUGGUCAGUCAUGUCUUGGCUGGCUUACUGGCUGGGCGAGCUGCAGCGCCUCUCGCUGCUCUCCUUGUUCGCGGCCGCCUUGACCGUGCUCGCCGUCUACCUGGUGCAGUGGGGCCUGGGCGCGCUGCGGCAAGGCGCCAGCAGGCAGCCCUCGCCGGCGCCCGAGCAACUUCUGCCCCCGGACGAGGGUCCCCUCUUCGCCUGGCUGCUGUCUCUGAGCAGCUGGAGGAGCCAGUGGCAGAAAGCCUGGAUAGCGGCGCUUAACCGGGAAGCCAAAGCAAGGGAGGUAAGACAAAGCAUUGAGGCGAGCUCUGCGUGAUUCCGGCUCCGUAGGGAGCUGGGCUCGCCAUCCCAUUCCCUGCAAUUCCUUUUCACCUCGCUGGUCGCGAUCUUGCCUCGCCAAACUGUGUCCUGUAGACCUGCAACUCGGGAGAAAAGGACUUGGUGCACCUGAGGAAGCGCACCGUGGUCCAGCGAAGCUUCCGCCAUCGUCAUACUUUAGUUAGUCUUGGAGGUGCCACAACAAAACUGCGUGCUGUUUUUGCUGCAAACAGACUACAGGGGAUACGCUAAGGCGCUCUGCAGUCUGGAAUUGAGCAACGACAAAUAAUGUUUACUGGGGGGGACCUGAGAACUUGCACUCAAAUCACGGUGCCAUGAGAAUUGCACCGUAAAAGCUGCUCGAUUCUUAAGUGUUGUGGGUUGCACUGGUUGCACCGAGAGCAGGCGAUUUUCGUUGACCACACACGGGCAGGACCUUUCAGCUUUGCGUAGGGAGUGGACUUGAUGUCAACAGAGUGUGGUUGAUAAGCGGCCAAACAUAAAUGAAUUGGGGCUGUACAGUUCCUUAAAAUCAGGGAGACUUUGUGUGGAGUGAUCAGUGUAAUUUUGUUUAACCUGAAAUCUAAAAUCUGAAAAAAGGGAUCUUUUCCUCCUUGCUACCAAACAACUAUUUGCAAGUAGGUUAUGUAUAAACUCUCUGGGUUUUCUUGAAUUUCUGGAAAAUGGAGCAAUUCCUUCACUAUUGUUUGUGACUUUAUCCCUUAAAACUCCCAUCCCAAGAGUUCAUUCAUUCGGCCUCCUUUUCUCCCACCUAUGGGCAUAGACAAGAUUUAUUUUAAGGAGAGGACAGGCUUUUUCUUAGGGGAGACAGAACUGAGUUAUAUGUGAUGAAAUUGGUCAGUUAAGUAUUUCUUUAUUUACUUACCGUACUUGAUUUAGGGGGGCAGCUGCCCCCCAGGAGCUCUUUAUUAUUAUUAUUAUUGCUAUUACGUUUUUGUUUCAUGAAAUUUAUAUAAAAUAUAAAUCAAAGCAGUUGUGCCGUGCAUAGUCAUCUAGCCCAUUGGUCUGCAACUGGUAGGUCACGACCCGCUUGUGGAUCAUGGCCUGAGCCAAGGUGGGUUGCAAAAGGAGCACUGCCACCAGAGGCAUACCUAGGGUCCCUUGUUGGUGCCCGCCCCUGAAAAAUCACUUUACUGCACCCCUUUGUGUGAAGGAUGGGAACCUUAUCCUAAAUUUCAGUGCUUCGCCACACACAUAUAUACGCUCCGUAGCCUGGUAGGUGAUUUUUGCUCGUGCCCCCCCAGGCCUGCAACCCCGAUGAAGGCCAGUUUCACCGACCCUUAGGCAUGCCUCUGACUAGCACCCUGCAAUUAUAUGUAUGGUAAAAGGUUAAGAAAUGCAUCCCCAAAUGCAUGUUUGGUUUAAAACUGGGUCCUGGGUCAGGAAAGGUUAAUGAUACCUGACCUAGCACGUUGCUUGUCUGUGUUCCAUUAGAUCCUAAUAACUUUAAAUCAAAAACAAAAAAACCUGCAAAUUGAACUGUAAAUUGUGAGGGGGUCAAAGGCUAGGAAGCAAGCACACUGUAGGAAAGCUGAUAGGAAAGUAACAAUGCCUUGCAUCCGUACAUCCUUUCCAAGAAAGCAACUGCAUCCUUUUUCUUUUGAUGAGUUCACUGCCUGGCAGUGCAAUGUGUUUUUACUCUCUCACUGAGCCGUCCAACUCAAAACAAUGCUGUCAUCAGGAAGCCAGUGAAACUCUGAUUUGCUUCUUCUGCUUCAUCACAGACUCGAGAAGAAUGUUAAUGUAACAACUGAGCAUACGCAACAUAUAAUAAGCAGUUUGUAGUUAAAUGUGACUCCAUUGCUAAUGUUGCAAAUUCAAGAGAUUACACACACACACACACACACACACACACACACAGGCUUGAAAUCCUAAAUUUUUAGCAAUGUAGAUGACUACUAAAUUCUCCAUCUUUCCAUGAAGGGGUGUGCUAGCUUUAUUUAUUUUACUUAUUUGUUAGUUGACAAAUGUGAACAGGUCAUUAAAAUCACAUCAUACAUGACUGAAAGUACAAAAGAGAAAGGUAAAUGUACCCAGUCUUAAGUGACCAUCACUCUUUUUAAAAAAAAUGUUUUUAUUAAAGAUUUGGGGGGGGGGGUUUACAAAAGUCCAUACAGUGUCUUACAGUUCAUAGAGUCCUUCCUACAAAUCAGUUAAUUUUUUUUGCACAUUUUAAAAUCUUGUGAAUUGUCAUAAGCCAGUGGAGCAGCAGUAGCUUGAGUGCAGGACCGAGAACAGAAAGUCUCAGCUGUUCAGCAACCUUUCCAUUGGCCACAGUUUGAGAACAUCUGCAGUAGAGCUUUCAGCACUGCUUAAAGUUUACUUGUGUUCAACAGGAGUUGUAUUCCUUUCCCCUGCCAAUGAUUGAUCAAUUAUAUUUCUAUGCUACUUUUCAUUCAAAUGAAUCCCAAAGCUGCUUAUAAAUAACAAUUCAAUAAUAGAACAUCACAAAUACAGCAUGAAUCACCAGCAAAACAAUUAUAAAUGAUCAAUCAAACAAUUGCGAUCUAUAAAACACUAUUAACAAAACUACUAAAAAAAGCUAAACAUCACAAUUACAACAAAAAUCAUAUGAUAGGAUCCAAAAAGUGCUUCAGCCUUCAUAAUCUAUAAAACAAUAACAACAGUAACAAAAUAGCAACCAAAAAUAAGCUAAGCACAGUUGAAUUCAUGCACACAUUCUCCUUACCCCAUGACUCAAGCUUUCAUGUAUAUUAUAAUGAACUGAAAGUAUGAGCAUGUAGUUUAACACACACACACACACACACACACCAGCUACAGCUGGUAAUGCCAGUUUAAUAAUAUUUGUGUAUCUGACACUCUAACAGAACAAAAAACACAUUGUGUUUUGCAUAGUACUUGAACCUCAGAAAACACAAAUAAGGAACUGGGGCUAUUCAUCCCAAUUUCAUACUUGGGCCACCCCAAAUCAUGCAAUUGCAUUUCCAGGAGAUUGCCUUGUAUGAGACAACCCAAGCACUGUAUCUUGUUCACUGCAGUUUUGUGUAAACUACUGGCAAUUAUUGUUGCAUGCCUAGCAUUCUUGGUAAUAUUUGUAGAAAUGAAUAAGGAAUUGGAGGCUGUACCCCACAAUAAUAUUUGAGCAAACACUAACCAUACACAGACACAACCCUAAGAGUGUCCUCAAUGAGAUGCAACAUCCUACAAGAUUGCCUUGGGCGAACUAGAAUCUGUUGGCCUUAGCCCCUAAUUUGCAAUUAUACAAAUAAUACUGGCCUACCCUAAAGAGUCAUUAGGAAGACUGGGGGAGUUAAUGUGAAUCCUUUGAACACUCUAAAGUGCUGUAUAAUGCUAGGUAACUUGUUGGUAAAAUUACUCUGUUUAGUAUUGUCAGUAUGGGGUGGACAUGGACUGCUCACAGGGGUUAGUUCUUAAAAGUAAACUUAUGUCCACCACAGUAUUAAGUAGCCAUUACUUGGUUUCUGUUUAUACUGAAGUAAUAAUUAGGUGACACAAUUAGGUGACGAUCUUGUAUCCACAUGAUUUAUGGCACACAUUACUAAGCAAGAUAAAUAUAAGUUGCUUUUUGGCUCUUCUAAUAUAAGCAGUUGAGCUUCUCAGGCACCUAAUUCAGAUGAAAUCAAGGAGCUGUUAUGGCAAGCAUAUUUGCAUACUUAAUUGUCAAAUAUUUCUUCCUAAAUUUAGUCCUAGGACUUGGAAUUUAGCUGAACAUCCAGCUGUUUGGGGUUCUUUGGAAUCUGUGAACUUCAAUAAUAACAUAUACUCUGAAACCCAUGCCAAACAGGGAACUGAGAACGUCAGAGCCUGCUGGAUCAGGCCAAUGGCCCAUCUAGUCUAGCGUCCUGUUCCCACCAUGUUCAUCCACCAGAUGACUGUGGGAAACUCUCAAGGAGGACUUGAGCUCAAGAGCAUUCUUCCUUCCUGUGGUUUCCAGCAACUGGAACUCAGAAGCAUUUCUGCCUUGGGCUAUGGAAACUAUUUCAAAUAAAUGUUACUUUUCUCCCCCAGGACUCCCGCUUGUUUACAUUUGAAGAACAUGCAGCUCCUCAGCCUCUAGAGCUUGUGGUACAACGUGUUGUAAGUGUGGUAAAGUCUGCUGAUGAAAAGGUGAGCUUGCUUGACCUGAUAGUUCCUUACUUUGUGGGUCUCUUGUCUCGUUUUCCCAUCCCCACCAAAAUGUAUGCAUUUGAAUUUCUGAACCCUAGAUCUGGGUCAAGGACAAUUUUAAAAUGAUACAUAUCAGUCAGUGUAACAAUUUGCUAUUUUCUUUAUUGGACUGCACACCCUAUCUUUGUCUGUCUGUCUCUGAUUGCCUUUUUCUUUUAUGAUCAUUAAUAUACACAAAUAAAGUGGUCUGUACUAAAAAUGCAGUAUGCCCCUAUGCAACUGGUUAAUAACUUGCGCUCUUAGAAACUGCAUUCCAUAAAAUAUGAGCUAUACAAAUAUAAAGACCAGGAAUGGAUAUAUAAUUGUAAGGGCUGUAUUUUGUUUUUCUAAGAAGCAUAUGCAUAGUGUUUUAGCAUCUGAUGUUGGAAUAGAAGCCCUGUGAAUACACAGAAAGCCCUAGGUAGAAUCUGAAGUAAUAAAAACAUUACAUUUUAAGAACUCUGUCUUUGUUAGUAAUAUGCCAACCGACUUGGUUGUCAGGCUCCUGAUGUGGUUGGCAAACUACAUAGUGUUUAAUUUAACUGGUACUACAAAAAUUUUUAGGACUGCUUUUUUGCAAGGCUGUUCUCACUGGAGUGUACCUGAAAUCACUCCAGUGAAGAAAAUUAUUCGCAAAUCAGGCACAAGUAUGCUAGGAAUUGACAUACCAGUGUCUCCAUGAGAAGCAAACACGAGCACAAGUCCUUCUGGCUUCAAAAUCUUUGAGUAAGUUGCAGAAGUACUCCUGUGAGCAAAGGUAAUAAUAUCAAAACAGGAGUAGGAUCAAGGGUUCAAUUUAAUCCCCUGUAAACAAGCCUAGUCUGAGGUAUGCCUUCAUCUUGUAGGCUGGCCUUUCUGGAUGGAGUUACACUUUUAUCUCUCUGUUCCUGCUGUUCUUAGCUUAAGGCACACCCUGAACAAAGUUCACAUAAUAUUGUCUGUAAUUUCCAACUGUUGUGAACUGUGGGAGUGGCACUCUGCAGACUUUCACUUCAUUGUUAAAUACAUGCUUUUCUCUAGCAGUGGGUGUGUCCUCUCAGUCACGUGCCUGUGAAUAUUGAUAACAGAAAAUCAUACAGUAGCAAUAAUCCUCUUUUAUAAUUUUCUUGCUAUGGCCAGGAUUAGCUUAUAUUGACAAAUGCAAUGUGAAGACUUCUUCAGUAACAGCCUGAAGUAGCAUAACUAUUCAUACACGCUGUGCCUUGUUAACCGAUUUCUUUGUUGGAAUACUUUACUGCUGAUGAAUAGCUACCUAGCACUAGUAUGAGCUUUUGUGUGCAUGCAUAGACACUCUUCUAUCAAUACAGUCUUUCCCAAUUUGCUACUUGUGAUGUUUCUCACAAAAAGUUUGGCCAAACUGUGCAUCAUGCUGGUAAAUAAACAACCUUUUCCAUGUUAGCUAUGUAAAAUUUGCACAGAUCUCUUAAUGACAGGAUUAAUGACUAGGGUUAUGCUACUCUGCUUUUGAAAGUUAGCAGACAAGAAAUAGUUAAUAGGAAUUGCAAGGCAAACCUGUUCUUGGGAAAGAGAAUAGCUUGAGAAAGAGAAAUAUGUGCUUCUAAUAGCCUUCGCCAUUAUUAUUUGCAAAGGUUGUGGGAAAGGAAUCUGGGGCAGGGAGAAAAUGUUGUACUCUUGCAGGUAAGCCUAGAGGCGAAUAGUGGUGGUUCAUUGGUCUGGUCUUCAGCAGAAGCCAGACUAAUAAUGGUAAUAAGAAAGCGUCUUCUUAAUUUUGUCUGACCAUCCUGAGCUAACCUUCACAAAUCUCUCUGUGGCUGAAAAGCAAGCAAGUUAAAUAAUAUAUUUGUGCAUUCUAAUAGGAUGUUGAAAAUCUGUCAGGCAGAUGAAUUUGCAUUAGAGGCUGAUUGUAUUAAUAACUAAACUUAGAGCCACAAACAGAAAGGGCAUGAUUUACAAAUUUUAAAAAUAUUGAUUUCAGUUAAAUGGCAUGGCGGAGAAAAAAGUGAGGGGGUUCUGCUUCUGCCUGUGUAAAGGGUCCCCCCCCCCCCUCUAAUGAAGCAGAGCAACUGGUCUGUUAAGAGCAUGUUGCAGAAAAUAACUGAGCUAGUUCCCUAACUUAAUAUAACUUCCUGUUAAAUUUCAUUUUCUGGUUAUUUCAUUUGACACCCCUUGUCUCCCCCCCACAAACACAUACAUUCAAAAUUCCAUAGAAAGUUGAGUGUGUCAGUUUUGGAGGAAAGGAAAAUGAAAUGGGUGGGGAGAGAGUAGGAACUGACCUGCUGAAGCCCCACACAGCUUGCAUCCUGGUUGUGGGGGAAACUCCCUGAACAAUCCAGGGCAGUUUCAGGAGGGAGGGAAGAAAAAACGCCCACCUCUUCCCUUUCCCUAGAAACUUCCUCAUUCUCCAAUACAGUGCAAGGCAGGGUGGAGUGAUUGGACUCAGGGCUAGCUCUGCAUAGCAACGUAGGAGGGAAAGGUGUCAGGAAUGUGGGAAAGGGGGAAAAAAACUCUACUUCUCUCUCUCCGCUCCCCUACAAAUCCCAAAUACUUGCUGGAACAUUGAAUGCUCUUGUCAGCAGCUGGGCAUAUAAUGCACCAUUUUUAGUUGCAGGUCCUCACUUCUUUGUUGUAUUUCUGUCUUUAGAAGAAUAUAAUUUUGGUUCUAAAAUUAGACUUUUUGAUACAAUGGACAGUAUUAUAUGCCAGUUGUAUUCACCUGAGGAGGUGGGGGAGAGGCCUCCUUUAAUUUUAGACUACAUGUGUUGCCACAAUGAAAGCUUGAACUCUACUGUCAGUGAGUGACAGUCAAUUACAUAAAUGCACAUAAUAGUGUCCUAUAUAAAUGUGUGUAUGCAGUCUCUAAAGCCAAGUUUUACUUUUAUUCCAGGUGGUCUCUUGUAAUGUAAUUGGAAAUGCCUUUCAUUUUAUUGUCAGUAUGCCCAAUCCUUCUUCUGUUUCUUCAUCUGUUACUUCGGAAUGUCAGUCUUACAGUGUAAAACUGUCUCCACUUCAUUUGCAGGUAAUUUGUUUUGCUAAAUUUUACCUAUAGUUUUAUUUAUUUCUAUUAUUAGGUUAGCCCAGAUAGUCUAGUAAGUGGAACUUUUGAAAAGUCCUCCUCGGGUUUAAUAUUGACUGCAUUUGAAGAAUUCUGCUAACCAUGGUUUAGAUGUGUAGGCUCAACCAUUCCUCCCCCCCUUGCAUGCAAAGCUUAAGUCAUUACUUUCUUAUUGAAUCAAACCAUAGUUUGCCAGUACAUCUGAACUUAAUAGCUGUAGUUUGACUGAACCCUCAGAACCAGGAUUCUAAAUAUAAACAGAUAUGGAGACAUUAUGAAAUGUUGUGUCCCUAAUAUGCAGUUAGUGACUGCUAUGGCUCAGCUUUUAGCAAGCGUGAAUUAUAAAUGAUGGCAGGUUAAAUUGAUCUGAUUGUUUAUGGUUAUCAGUGAAUUGUGUGGGUGACUGGGCUCCCUUUGUGGUUAUGGAAGGCAAAAAAAAAUCUACAAGCACAAAAAAGCCAAUGCAAUUCUGGGCUGCAUCAAUAGGAGUAUAGCAUCUAGAUCAAGGGAAGUAAUAGUGCCACUGUAUUCUGCUCUGGUCAGACCUCACCUGGAGUACUGUGUCCAGUUCUGGGCACCACAGUUCAAGAAGGACACUGACAAACUGGAACGUGUCCAGAGGAGGGCAACCAAAAUGGUCAAAGGCCUGGAAACGAUGCCUUAUGAGGAACGGCUAAGGGAGCUGGGCAUGUUUAGCCUGGAGAAGAGGAGGUUAAGGGGUGAUAUGAUAGCCAUGUUCAAAUAUAUAAAAGGAUGUCACAUAGAGGAGGGAGAAAGGUUGUUUUCUGCUGCUCCAGAGAAGCGGACACGGAGCAAUGGAUCCAAACUACAAGAAAGAAGAUUCCACCUAAACAUUAGGAAGAACUUCCUGACAGUAAGAGCUGUUCAACAGUGGAAUUUGCUGCCAAGGAGUGUGGUGGAGUCUCCUUCUUUGGAGGUCUUUAAGCAGAGGCUUGACAACCAUAUGUCAGGAGUGCUCUGAUGGUGUUUCCUGCUUGGCAAGGGUUGGACUCGAUGGCCCUUGUGGUCUCUUCCAACUCUAUGAUUCUAUGAUUCUAUGAUUCUAAAAUAUUCAGAUUCUGACAAUGGGAAAUUCCCAGUACUUGCUUGAUGAAUUGCAACCAUUGUGAAUUGCUGGAAGAACUAGUAAAAUUAGGGUACAAGAUCUGUUAAUGGGCAAAACUAAAAUGGUAAUGAUAUCGUAUUUACAGCUGAAACUUUCAAUGAAAUCCAAAGAGGAAGACAUUCAGGUCAAGUGGUCUUUCAUCUGGACCUCAGAAACAAACACUGAAAUUAAGCCUACUAAAGUACAGGAAGUAAGUCUGUUAGUAUUUGCUUGUGUCUAGCACGAUUUCCAUCAAAACUACAUGUUAAAUUAAUGAUUAUGUUUGCAGCAGCUUAUGCAAAUUUGAUUCUAACUUUUUAAAUAAUUACUAAUACCUUGAUCUGACACCUAGAAAGACUUGCUUCCAAGGCAGCUUACUUAGGAGAGGAUGUAUAGCUGCAAUCCAUGGCAUAUUGGCUUGGAAGCAUGGCUCUUUGAAAUGAUUCAAAUUAAAUGUUUAGGUGUCAGUUUUGCAUGAGUAAUUAUAAGCCGCUGCUUCCAAUGCUCACCUUUAAUAAUAGUCUACAGAUAUUUUAAUAUUUGCCUCACAGAGAACAGUGAUUAACUCCACACACCCAACGAGACUUCUUUUACAUUCCCCACCCCCUUUGAGGAUUAGUUUCCUGCCCCACACACCAAGCUUGGAAGACUUAAAAGCACUUUGUGAUGCAACAAAAAGGGCCGCUGUUUGCCCAAAAUUGUGUACUGGGGGGAUGUUAUGGAUGGCCUUCUCAUCCUACAAGGGGUUUUUAAAAGCUCUCUCUUCUAAAAGUCAAGGUUGAGAGACCCCACCUGAGUGGCAGCAUUUAUGGGGGUCAUGCUACUAAAAUAUCAGAUAGGAGGCAGGAUUGGAUUUAGCUGCUGUGUCUCCCGCUGAAUAUUCAGAACUAGAAAAGGGGCACUAAAGCAAAUACUGGUAUUUAAGUUGUUGCAGUGCAACUUUUAGGGGUAAGAAUAAGGAGGUUAGCAGAGGGGUGUACAUGACUGAAGUAUUGAAGAACAGUGUGUGUUCCAAGGGUGUUGACAACAUGCAUACAUGACCUGUAUCUUACCCUAGUCUUAGCUAAAGGUGAUAUUCUGUUGUCUUAGUCAUUAUCCACAGCUAAAUGUUGCACAUGGAUCGGCAUCUGCACAAAGGAAUUGCUUUUUUAAAAUAAUGCAGAGAAUUGUCAAGGUUGUUCAGAGUAAAUGAUGCCUUCUCCUUAAAUAGUCAUAAUGCAGCAUUAUGACCACAGACCCUUCUUGGUGAGCGGUGUGGAUCAGCAAUUUUAUUAAUGACUUGUGGGGCCUUGCCAGGAAGCAAGAUGCAAGCAAGAGAUCAGUGUGAUCUCUUGCUUGGAUCUUGGCUGUUUUAGACUUGGCUUUUGACAAAGUUGCUCUAAUUGAGUGCAUCAUGGCUUUACAAACUUUCUCUUUGCUGUAAGUAAGAGCAUAGGAAAGGAGCUUAUGUCUACACAUAUUUCCAUUUUCCUGAUGCAACUUAAGCCCAGAGAAGUGGAGCAAAAAUCUGUUUUUGUUCAGUACAGUGCAUGUAGAGCAAUAUAGCUGUGGUGUCUUUCGAAAGUGAACCAAGCUUCUGAAUUUUACAAGCAGUGCAAUGUAUCAAUGUAUUCUUCCUUUUUAGGACCAGACAGCUGGGGCAUGUGCAGUAUCAGAAACACUUAAAGGUCUGCUGCGGUAUCUCAUAAAUUCAGCAUCUCCCUCUGUGAUUCUGAGUACAAAACCUACAGAUGUAAAGGCAGUGCAGGUAUUUAUCUAUUUUUAUUUUAAAGUCUGUUUUUAUUUGUCACUGCUGUGCCUCCAUCUUCAUUAGUGCUGUGGUAAGUUAUGACUCAGGGCUUUGGCUAAAUCUAUUUGUCCAGUUCACACAUAUGUAUGACUGUUGGAAGUUAACUGAUGUGAACAUAAAUUGCUUGGAGUUAAUCUAAAACAAUCUUAUUUGUUUUGCUUCCUUUUAAUAGAAUGUACAAAAAACAGGUGUUGUGCCUCAGGGCACCAGUCCUCCUAAACCUCCAAGGGCUCAUGAACUAAAACUGCUGAUGAAAAACAUCAAAGCUACACUGACAAAUCAAAGCAUUGCGGGUAAAUAACUUGGUUUUACUUCCCUUUGUCCCCAUAUUAUAAUCUCUUAAUUCUGCAAAAAUAACAAGCAGUGGUCACAAAUUAUAUCCCAUAAUUGCAGAGAAAGGCUUGGGCUUUGCCUCAGGGAUACAUGACUGGUUGAGAUUUGGUUUAUUCUUUUUCCUCUCUGAAGCUUCAGGAUUUUGUAUGUAGGGUGGAGAACUCUCACAAGGAGGCACAUCGUAUGGCAAGCUAACACCUCAAACAAAUUGCUUUCUUUUCUUUUGAGUUGCAGUUCCAUGUGUGGACUCCAGGCCCUUAGGAGACAUUUCUCAACACUCUUGCCAAAAUAAAAUUCCCAGAGUUGCUUCUGAGGUUAGGAAAGAACUUGCCUUGCACUCUGAACACUGGGUGGCCUAUACCCCACUGGGAAGCACCCCAGAGAGAUGUGAACUUUCUCUUUUAUGUAGAGUGAACUCUUCAUUGAUCUCUGUAAUAUGGGCCUUCUAUAAUAAUACUUCUUAAAAAUAUUAUUUUUAACUUCAGUAGAGAAAAAUAUUUCUCUCCAGCCAUCCUUUUUCAUACCUUACAUUGCUCAUAUGUUUCUUCACUGAUGACAGUAUUUUAAUAACUGAAACACUUUCUUCUGUUGUAUUAACUAGAAGUGCCUUACACAACUCAAAACAUCAGAACAGCCAAAAGGUAUAGGUGGCAUUACAUUAUGUGUGCUGUGAACUGUGCAGCCUGUUUACGAGAAGCUGACUUAAAAACUUGCCCAUCAGGUUUUGUAAGGUUCUACAAGUCUAUGCUUGCUUGUUUCCCUAACUUCAGGGCAGGCCAGAGUUAAGGGUAGAGAUCUUCACCUUGCCUUUGCAUACUGUUUUUAACUGAUUGUUACCCCUAUUUUCCAAAUCUUGGCCGAAUUUGGAUGAUAAUUGAUCUUGGAGCAGUAUAGUCUUUGACAGUCUUGCUUUUGUUGUGAUUUGAAUCAUGGUUUGGUUGUAUUUUUCCUAAGGAAGACCUAGAUGAAUGGCUAAUAGGCUCUUUGAGUCUCCUGAGCAGCUUUCAAACAUUAAAACAGUUUUUUUUAGCAUACAUCUAAAAUUGCAUUUCUGGCUACUAAGGGCUUGAAUCAAAAGGGAAAUGGAGGCUUUUGUUUUGAAAAUAAUCUGUAUUUGCCACUGUGCACACAGAACAUUCCCCUGCCCAAAGAUGGAGUGAUUAAGCUUCUGCUCACAGGAACCUUCCCGAGUUCCUAACUUCAUUCUUGUAACUUUGCUUCUGCUUUGUUGUCAUGUAGAUAACAGACCUUGCACUGCUAGCCAUGUUGGUACAGGUUAUACUUCUCACACAACUCCCAAAGGGUUUCUUGGAUGAGGUCUCCUGCCAGUAGUUCACUCAAAUGUGAAAAGCAUAAAGAGGUACCUUAAGCAAUUCUCACUUGAAACAAACUCCUCAUCUUUUACCUUCAUUGCAGGUGGCAUUAGCCCAGUAUGUAUAAUCCAGCUCAAUGACCCUUUGCAGAAGUUUUCAAGCUCUGCAGCCAAUAGUCCCAUGGACUUCUCUUGGAAAGAUGAAUUCAUCUUGUAAGUUCUGAUUUUAAUAACACUAUAAUAAGCACAGUGGGAAAUGUUACACCUUCUAUUAUCCUCCAGAUGUCACUAUGGGGCAGGGGAAAAUCCUAUCUGCUAAGCAUUCAUAAGUUAUCAUAUUUCCUAAAUAUUCUAGUGCCAAUGCUUGGGGACAGGGCGGGGGAAGUCUUAGUAGCUGUUUGUUUUAAACAAACAUGGGUGGCUCUUGGGUUGUCCAGUGAAGAGCGAUUAAAUGAGAGAGGUUGUAGUUUCUUAAUUGUUAGCAGCUUAAUACAUUUUCAGUAUUACUGAAGACAAUACAGUGGUCUUACCAAAUAAGUUCUUUUUUUACUUUUUGGGAAAUUUGAUAUACUGCAAUAAGUGAGGUGUGUGGAGAGGUAAGUUUUUUAUUUUUCUUGCAAGGUUCUUAUACCUUUUAGCAGUUAUUUUGGCAGACAGGAAUCCACCUUGUGAAACUUUCCAGGAUGUGGAUAGGCUGUAGUCAGUAAUCUAUAUUGCAAAAUAUGAAACUAUAUGACAGUUCUAAAAUGCUUUUUUUCUGUUCACAGUGAAUUAAAUGCCAAAUCAAAAGAACUGCAAGUAAAGAUUGUAGAAAAAGGGGGACUGGAUAGUAAGUAUUGCAGAUAAAUUCAUUUUAUGUGUCUAAUCUUUUAUUUCUGCAACAACAAUCUAAUAGGAUGCUGAUCUACUAGUGGAUUCAUGUACAGAUAGAUUUCAAUGCAUUUCUUUUCUUUUCAAUGUAGGUGGUUUCUCAGCUGUGGCUGCUGUACCUUUGGACUUGUUCAGGAGACAGCCUUCUGGACACAAAGGUUUUGCACUGAACAGUCAGCUCGGCAGUAGUAGCUCUACUGUAGGAUCUGUUACUGCAGAGGUAGAAUUUUAAGUUUAUAAGCUGGCUUCUCGAACUAGUUUUUUCCUUCUGACCCAACCAGUUUUAAUCAGCUCCCAACUCCUUGCUUUCAGGCAGCUAUUGAAAACGAAUGGCUUUCCCUGAAAUAUGACUCAGGUGUAUACUCAAUUUGCAUAAUUUGGUGCUUUGGAAACAUUUCAUAGGAUCAUAGAAUUAUUGAGUUGGAAGGGACCACAAGGGUUCUCUAGUCCAACACAGUUUAUAAAUUCUUUUAGUAAAUGGUAGACAUGUAUACCCUGCAAAAUAGCUAACGAUAAUGCAAAAAUUACUCUUUUUAUGUACAUGAUUUCCAAAAAUCAGUGGGACUGUGGUGUCAUACAUUGCAGGUUUUCCCCUUACAUGUGGCCUAUCCAAAUUUUAUCACCAAUUUAUCGCUACUGAACUGUCCUUAAUUGAAUUUUAAAAUCCUAACUAUUUUUCUUCUUUAGUUCUUAUACAUAGAACCUUCAGAGUCCAGAACUUUGCAAGUUCCCCCCAAGAUUCCUGUUGCAAAAGUAGAGAAAGAUCGAACUGUGAUGCCUUGUGGGACUGUGAUCACUACUGUUACUGCUGUGAAAGCCAAGCCUUUAAUAGAAGGGAGACCAUCUAUUCUGCAUUCAGGUGAAAGAAUAGAACACAACUUUGGAUUGCUCCCAAAGCUUGACUAAAAAAAAAAAGCAAUUCUUUGGUACAUUUUAAAGUUGUAUGAAAGGCAGGUAAUAAAUUAUCUAAUUAUCUGUGGCUCUGGUACAUGAUGAUGUCACACAAGGUUGGUUCCUGUACCAGUAUAGCCUGCUACUGAGUUCUGCAAAUAGCUGCAUAAGUUCAAAAAUUCAUACACUUUAUCAUCUAGCCAAUUACUUUAAGUACAUAUGCCAGCAUGUGUAAAUACUGAAAUAUUGUUGAAAACAAGGAAUUAAUGUGGAAAAAGAUUGCAGCUUUUUUCAUAUCCUUUCAGGAAGUGAUGGGUACAAGGAGUAAAAAUUUCAAAAAUGUUGUAAGAAGCUGCUAACAUAAGAAUUUCCAUAAGGUUUAUUUUCUUAAUUUUUGUGCGUGGAUAGCUUCACCAAGUAUUACCAAGUUGGCACAACUGGUGCUGUUGUCCUGGCGCUAAAUGAAUGCUGCAUAAUGGAGCGAGAGAAGCGGGGGGAGCACCAAAUUUUGGAGUCACACAGGGAGCAGCUGAAAUUUGAGAGCCUAAAUUCCACCACUGACCAAGCACUUACCUUUAUACUUAAGAGAUGCAUUUUGAACAGUCCUUGGAAAUGAAUGAGAAGUUAGAAAUGUAUUGGUGACCAGAUGAAAGGCAGGCUGCCAUCAGGGGACUUGGAAACUUAAAAGACAUCUGCAAUACAUUCUUUCGUGUGUGUGUGUGUGUGUGUGUGUGUAUGUGUGUGUGUGUGUGUUAGCUAUAUUGUAGCACAGACAAGAAAACAGAGAAGGUCUGCAGCAUGUGUUCAACUUUAGAACCAUUUGUUUUCUUUAGUCCUGAGACUAUAUUCACACACACACACACACACAUGAUUGAAUGUCCAAGUAAUAAAAUCCUAUUGCAGCAAUGAAGAAGAUGGAUUGUUACUUUUACUAAUUUAUGAGACGUCUGUUUAAAAUCUGCCAUGUCAGUCCUUCAGCCUGCAAGUGGAGAGAUCCACCAUGCAUGAAUUAUAAAUUUACUAUAGCAUAAAAGGCAUCUGUGCAAUGUAACUCUAGGCUCACUUUCAUAAUAAGUGUGAUUUUUUUACAGUGAGAAAGUGCUAACACUAGCUGACUGGCUUGAAUCACAAUAAAAUUAAUCUGGCUUGCACUUUUCACAAAUUGUCAAGAAUGUCCAGUUCUGUGCCUAUUGAACUCGUGUCCUGCUUUUGCAUCCAUGACCUAGUGAGGUAGCUUUUAAAAUGUGCCAAAAAAUAUAUAGAAACUCCAAAAAUGAAGACCAGAAUGGUUAAAGUGCUGGUCUGUGAGCCGUUCCAAUAUAUGUACCUGUUUUACCCAGCAAGACUGUUACCAGUUUUGGUGAAAGGAUUUUGGAAGGGAGAAAUGUCAUGGGAGGGAAGAAUUAAAAAAGCACUUCCUAGUGUUUAGACUCAAUCUGGAAAUCCCCAGAGCUGUUUUUAAGGGUUUUGUUGUUGUUGUUUUUGUUGUUUUUUUUAAGUUGCCAGUAGAUUGAAUCAUGGAACUUGCAUGUCUUGCCUAGUAGACCUUUAUUAAGGAAUAUAUUUUGAAAUAUGCAGAUGAGAAAAUAACUGAUACUGUGUGUAUUAGAUUCACCAAUCCGAAGUCCUGUUAGAACGAAGGUGAUUGAAAAGGAUUUGUCUGUUCAGGCAAUCCAUUGCCGGAAUACUUCUUCAGUAAGCAAGGCUUUAUCAUCAUCAGAUACUGGUAAGUUAUGGCUAAGAGAACUGGGCUAUGGUUGUAAGGCAGCUCCUUACCUGAUGCAUCAUCAUGUAAACCUUAUGUCUUGUUUUACUUGUGCAAAGGCUCACAGAGACCUUUAAAAAUAUUAACAUGUAAAUAAAUAGCAUUAAGUUUGAAAGUUGGUCUGUCUCUAUAGACACAACUCAAACAUAAGGGUCAUAGCUGAAUUAUUAUUAUUCAUUAUUUAUAUCACCCUUCACCUGAGGAUCACAGGAUGGUUUACAAUAUAAAAACACAAAAAUACGUAACAUAGUAACAAACAAAAACAAUACCCUCCCUCCCCAUUUAAAAGGCCAUAAAUCGGCUAAUUAAACAAAGGCCUGGGAGAAGAGGAAUGUUUUUGCCUGGCACUAGAAAAAUGUAACAAAGGUGCCAGGUGAGCCUGCCUGGGGAGAGCAUUGCACAGACAGGGAGCCACCACAGAAAAGGCCUGUUUUCGUGUUGCUGCCCUCCAUAUCUUUCACAGAGGGGAUACAUGAAGAAGGGCCUCUGAUGAUGAUUGCAGGUUUCGGGCUGGUUCAUAUGGGGAGAGGCAGUCCUUGAGGAAUUGCAGUCCUGAGCCGUUUAAGGCUUUAUAGGUCGAAACCAGCAUUUUAGUGGAGUGCACUGGAAAAAAUAUUGGUAAAUCAAGGCUUGGUUUACAUAACUGGCUUUCUACUAGAUUCCUGCUUUGAUUCUUUGUGUCUUCAGUUGUUGCCUGCAUCUUGUCUGCAUCUUGUCAUUCUCUUAAUCACAUUCUUUUCAGAGCUGCUGGUGCUGAAUGGCACAGAUCCUGUGGCUGAGGUAGCCAUUCGGCAACUAAGUGAAUCUGCAAAGCAAAAACUCAAGUCUCCCAGGAAGAAAAGCACGAUCAUAAUAUCAGGGGUGUCAAAGGUAAGAUCAAUCAGCAUCCCCUGAACCCCACCCUUUGCAUAAUUUCCCCCCCUCCUAGAAUUUACUUUUAAAACUAAAUAAAUUUCUUGCUAAAAGAGCAGAAUAACAAAAAAAUCCCCCAAGGGUUUGGACAUGCCUAGAACAGCUCCUCGGUUCCUAUACGUUUUUCUCAACCAGUUUUAUCUCUGCAUCUCUUUUGUUUUACUGUUCCAGACUAAUUUAUCUCAGGAUACUGAAGCUGCACUCAUGAUGGACUAUGCGGCAGCCAUGGAUGGCUCCUAUAAGCAAGAUGAGUCUUCCAGUGUAGAAGGGUCUCUUGCACAGUCUCCUUCCAAUGAAAAACUCUCACUGUAUGUAUCCCAAACAAUACCUGCCCAUGAAGAUCCCCAGGAAAACAGCCAUGAUGCCUGGACUUUAGAUGACAGUAGCGAACAAUGGCAGAGCAAUGCACUACUAGACCAAGACUGUGAUAAGAUGUCUGGGAGCUCCAUAAGCAUCUCGGAACCUGGAACUGUGAAGAAAUCCAAAGGUAAUGGGAUUUCUCUUGGAGCUUUUUUUUUUAAUAAAAUAAAAUUAUGAGCACACUUUUUAAGCAGUUUCAUGACCUUUUCAUAAUUAAUUCUACAUAUAAACUUGUUUAAGAACACCAACUUUUCCCCUAUUCUAGUUAAUGUGUCUGCAUUUAUUCAUCUCUCUGCCUUAGUAAUUGGGUGCCUCAUUCAAAAGUGGUACCCUUGAGAAAGUAGUUUUGGCAAAAAGUAUCUACGUAAAAGGGCUUCUAAAGAACGAUGUACUCAGCUCUAUAUUUAUUGCUUGUUUUAUAUCAUUUUAUUUAUGAAACAUAUCCUGUCCUUCCUUCCAAAGCAGACCAGGGCAGCAAAGUGUUUAGACUUUUUAUAAGUUUUCUAUAAUUGCAAGAAUUGCAAUGAGCAAUUCUUGUAAAACAUCCACAUAUUACUUUAGUUUCCGUUGUACUUCAAUAAUUCAUUCAUGUUAUACCAUCUUUAUUUUUCUUACUUAAAAAAACCCAGCUUUAAUAUAUCCUAAAUAAAGGUGUUCAAGCACUUUAAUAAGAGCUGUUGCACACUACCCAAUUAGUAAGUACAUCAUGUGUACUUGUGCAGUGUGUACUGGUAGCAUACCCUGUAACAUAAGAGAUGGCUAUAUGUUCUCUCUCUUUUAAAUUAUGCUCAAUCUAUGAAUAUAAACUACAGUGGUACCUCGGGUUAAGAACUUAAUUCGUUCUGGAGGUCCGUUCUUAACCUGAAACUGUUCUUAACCUGAGGUACCACUUUAGCUAAUGGGGCCUCCCGCUGCCGCCCCGCCGCUAGAGCACGAUUUCUGUUCUCAUCCUGAAGCAAAGUUCUUAACUCGAGGCACUAUUUCUGUGGGUGGUGGGACGCGGGUGGCGCUGUGGGUUAAACCACAAAGCCUAGGACUUGCCGAUCAGAAGGUCGGCGGUUCGAAUCCCCGCGAUGGUGUGAGCUCCCAUUGCUCGGUCCCUGCUCCUGCCAACCUAGCACUUCGAAAGCACAUCAAAGUGCAAGUAGAUAAAUAGGUACCACUUUGGCGGGAAGGUAAACGGCAUUUCCAUGCGCUGCUCUGGUUCUGUACGCCGGUUCCUUCGGCCAAUAAAGCAAGAUGAGUGCCACAACACCAGAGUCGGUCACGACUGGACCUAAUGGUCAGGGGUCCCUUUACCUUUACCUUUACCUUACUAUUUCUGGGUUAGCAGAGUCUGUAACCUGAAGCAUCUGUAACCUAAGGUACCACUGUACUGUCAGCAAAACUAACUACAGUUCCCCCCAAUGCAUACAGACAACCCAAGGCAAGUCCUGUGACACUUUAAUUGAAAGUGGUGAGUUUGUACAACUUGGUAUGUGAAGCAGCUCUAAGAGCGCCACGUGCAAAAGUAUGACUUCUUAUAUGCAGUGCUUUUUUUCUUUAAAAUUGUUUAGGGGUACACUCAUUUUGACUCAAGAGUAUCACCAUUUUGUAGUUCAAAUUGGGAAAAAGAAAUACAGUAAAUUGACAAAAGUACAAAGAUUCACAAAAUGUUUAGGGGUAUGUAUACCCCUGCGUCCCCCCAGGAAAAAGCACUGGUUAUAUGAAUUCUAAAUUUGGUAGAAAAAAAUGGGGUGCUCUUUAAAAAUGCAAUAGUGUGACAGCCUUACAGUGUGGGUGGUGGUUCUUUUUAAUCUUAGUUUGAGAAGUUCAAGAGCAGGGAUUUUUAAAAAUGGAAAAUUAGGGUAUUUUAUAUAUAUAUAAGGAAGACAUAUAUAUAAAGCACAACUUCAGGUUCUCAGCCAUUGUUACCAAACUCAGUAUAACUUGGAACUUGCAUAUUUUGACUCUUCAUUGUAUUUACCUCCUUACCUAUAUUUCUGACUCCAAAUUUCUUACCUAUUCUCUUUGUAAACAUAAGUGGACCACUAUGCCAACCAGAAUUAAUUGCCUACACAGUAAGUUAUCUGUCUUGAUGUUUUUGAGAGUGUGUAGCUUUACUGUGAGACACUUAAUAUAACUUGAAUAACCUUUUACUUAAAAAAGAAAACCAAACCAAGAACAUUUCACCUGUUUCUUUCAUGGCUAUACUGAUUACCCCUCCGAAAGGUGUCUGUAGACAUAACCAUUAAUAUAGGUUGUAUCUCUAGCUUAGUUGGUACACCUGUUAGUCUGUGUGAAUGAAUUUUCCUUAAGACAACUGGAGAAAUUGUCUUUCCUCUGCUUGCUGCUUUUGCCCUCUUCACCUAAAGCCCUUCCUCCCUGCCAUCUAGGCUCAGGUAUCAGAAGUAGGCCCAGCCAGAAGAAAAGCUUCUGUGAAAAAUAGUUGCAGACGGAAGGCAGUGAGUGGGGAGAGAAUUCAGCACCCUUUGCCUGCAUGUUCCUUUGGUGCUUUAAAUCUCACCCACUCUCUGCAGAAGUGAUUGGGGCAGAAGCAAGCUGCAUUAGAAGACAAAAGGACUGUCACAUAUCAUUUCAAGUCACUUGCAAAGCACUUGUCAUUCUGAGCUGCAAUGCACAGAAUCUAGUCCGUUUGGAGCUAGAAUUCAUUAACUGUGGAAAUAUAACGCUCAUGCAUGGAGGUGCUUUGAAAGAGAACAUUUUCUCUCAAAGCCAAGCUCUCUGUAACGUGUUACAAACUUAGUUCUUGUAUCAAGAGUACAAAAGAGGUGUGUGUGCAUAGUAAUAGCCACUUCCCCCAUCUUAAAAAUAAAACUAAAAAGGAAUUGGCCUCCCGGAUGUACUUUGAAAGGGAAGUGGUUCUUUGCAUAUGUGUGUGUAUGCCUUCACGUCUACUGCGAUAAGAAAAUAUUUUGUACUCUGCAAAUUUUAGUAUCCAAAGAAGCCCAAAAGUCAUUCUGCACUACAGAUGUGAAGGCUCCUCCUGCUGGAUAGGACCACUUUCUCACUGUGCUCACAGAACCUUUCUUUGCAUGACUUGGCUUUCUGGAAUAUACCCUUUAUGCAUUUGUAGUCAGUACUUAAUUUAUGAGUAUAGAGGUGCUUAUUCCUGAGCUUGCUGGAUGCUACGCCCUUUGCCAUGAAAGCUCCUCUUUCCAGUCCCAGAUGUGUUUGGCUUGGUUGUGAUUGGUUCGCACUGAGGAGAAAGUACCCUGCUCUGCGCGCUCCAUGCUCUGUAACCCUGACAAGUGGGAUAGAUACAUUUUUUAAAUAGUGGAUGGUGGGAGUGCAUGGCAGCUGCUCCUCCCACAAACCCACCUUACAAGAGAUUAUACUUUCUUGUUGCCUGGAAUGAGCUGGCUGGAUAUUUUAACUGCAGGUGGCUUGAUGGGACAUCAUACAACUUUAGCAAAGGAAGUAGCUGCUUUCUAUAUCACAAAUGGGUGCCACAGACAACAGCAGGCAUUGUGUGUGUGCAUGCAUAGCUGGGCUCCUGUGUUGCAUGUUGGCACUAAGCAUUGCAGCAUUUGUUUGAGUAGUCAGUUACCUGGUACCGGGUAGAGUGGGCAGCUAGUGUUGAGCUGUUGUGUGUCACAUGAGGGGUGUGUGCCAUGUGGUUUGCCCUUUGCCCCUUAAAUUAGCCAUCUACACUCAAGUGCAGUGGAGGGGAAGGCAAGUGCAUCAACCUGUCCUUUGCCUGAGACAGAAAAAUGUAUUUGGCCAGUCAUGCCGAAAACUUAAAUUCCAGCAGCACAGAGUAAACCCUGUUGUUGCCUAGGAAUCUAUAAAGUGAGAUUGCUAGAUAUGAUACAACAAAGAGGCUUUUAACAUCAUGUGACUUAUUUGUCUGCAGGUUCCCCCAAAUUAAAGGUGGUAGCAUAAUCAUUUGCUUUGUUUUAAGACCUCUAAAGCUAAUGGCCCCUGAUGUUCAGGUUCUUAGUGCUAUUGAUCAGUACUACGGAUGGGAAACUGCACCAAUACUUGCAUUGUAGUUGGAGGGAAAGGGGGAAGGAGGAGUAUAAACUGAUUUUCUGAAGCCUGACCAAUCAGGGGGCUUAUAAAAACUAGUGUUGUCACCUGCCUAGUCUGAAAUUGGAUUGACCAUUUAUUUACUUCUCUAAUUCUUUGUCAUUUUUAGCAUGCAUUUUGGUAAAAAUUAUUGCACACAGUUAACAUGAAUCAACAUGUGCAAAACAAGCAAUUGCUUUGAAGGGAGCUGUCCUCUGAGGUGGCAGUUGUAAACUAUGCUAGACUGGGGCCGUAAAUCUCCCUGGCACUUAACAGUGUGGAAUAACCUGUUUGCAAAAUUUAGCAUUAACACACUAAGUCAAAAGAAUCCUUCAUUUAGAAUCGUAGCUUCAUUUUGUGCUAGUUACAUACCCGCUUAGCCUCUUUGCACAAUCCCAUACAAUAAAAAUAAUGCAACUUUCAACAUAUCAUUGCACUGAUUUCUUUUCCACACUCAUCUUAUACUUACUUUCUAUACCUGAAGGAUUAAAUACAUUAUAGAAAUAAAAUAAACCUGAAAAUUUCAUUUCUUGAAAGUAGCUAUGGACACCUAUGCCAGAUACCCUGACCUUUUUUAAAAAAGCAGUUGGUAAAAUUGCUAUCAAAUGUUUUGCUGACUUCAUAAACUAGAGUAAAUAAAGCAUCAGUUCCAUUUCUCUCUAUAAUAGCCAUCCAGCCCUAAGCAGCUGUACACUGAAGUAAGAGUGGGUCUUGUUUUGUGGUUUAAUAUGUUUAUCAUUGUAGUUUGUCACUAAGGGAAUGAUCCCCAUAAAGCUAAGCACUCUAAAUUCUUACCGUAAUUUCAUAAGGAGAGUGAAGAACUUUAAUUCUCCUAUCUGAACCUUGAAGUUGAAUGUCAGGAAGACUAGGCCUAUGGGUGAUACCCAACUAAGUUGUACUUGGAGAAGAUACACUGAAAAUCAAUGGAAUUUAUUUUCAGUCCAUUUAUUUCAGUGGGUCUGAUUUUGAGUAUGACUUAGUUGGAUAUCACUGUCUGUCUCUAAGCAACUUAACUGAGGCUCCUUGCUAUACAGAGUGCUUUUCUUUGACUUUUCUACUUACCUAUAGUUGUAUAAAAAUUACAUUGGCAUGAAGAGAUUUAAAUGUGUAUACUUCUCGAUAAGCCUUUCUAAUAAGUGUACACCUUCUAAUAUAUACUUUUAUGGAAAAUCAAAGGCUUGAUGCCCUUAUUCUCAGGGAUGAUCCUAAAGUGAUACAGCUGAAUUCUUACACUUUACAUAAUUGUCAGACAAACCGCUACCAAAAUAUUUGGGGUUGUUGUUGUUUAGUCGUUUAGUCGUGUUUGACUCUUUUUGACCCCAUGGACCAGAGCACGCCAGGUACUCCUGUCUUCCACUGCCUCCUGCAGUUUGGUCAAACUCAUGCUGGUAGCUUCGAGAACACUAUCCAACCAUCUCGUCCUCUGUUGUCCCCUUCUCCUUGUGCCCUCCAUCUUUCCCAACAUCAGGGUCUUUUCCAGGGAGUCUUCUCUUCUCAUAAGGUGGCCAAAGUAUUGGAGUCUCAGCUUCAGGAUCUGUCCUUCCAGUGAGCACUCAGGGCUGAUUUCCUUCAGAAUGGAUAGGUUUGAUCUUCUUGCAGUCCAUGGGACUCUCAGGAGUCUCCUCCAGCACCAUAAUUCAAAAGCAUCCAUUCUUGGGCGAUCAGCCUUCUUUAUGGUCCAGCUCUCACUUCCAUACAUCACUACUGGGAAAACCAUAGCUUUAACUAUUUGGACCUUUGUUGGCAAGGUGACGUCUCUGCAAUAUUUGGGGUAGUUUCCAGUAAUGAUGUAGUGUUAGCAAUGUGAGCUAUGAGCAAGCUCUCCAGAUUCCAUAAAGACCCUGAGCUAUGACUAAAUGGCAAUAGGAAAAUCACCAUAUUGGCCUUAGCGCCCUCCCCUGAGAGAAUAGUGAUUCACCUAAUAGGGUUGUUGUGGAUGAUUGAAAUAAAUUACAGUAAAUACUCAGAGCUAUAUAAAUGCUCAGUACUACUAUUGGUAUUCUAGCACAUCUACUAAAAUAUAUAAUUAGGACUAUGGUUUCUGCUUCUGUUUUAAAAAAAGAAAGUCAAUGACUAAAAAAGAAAAGAGAAAUUGGAUUGAAAGUGGGGCAGGUGUUACUAUUUCAAAUAAAGGCUACUAAAUACAGAAAUCGUAUCCUACUAAAAUGUUUCACAUCUUCCCUAUUGCAGGUGGGCUAUUAAAAAAGAGUGCAAAGCUAUUUUUCCUCCGACGGCACCAUCAAAAAGACCCAGGAAUGAGCCAGUCACAUAAUGACCUCAUCUACCUAGAGCAACCCACAUCGGACGGUACUCGAAAAAAGGGGGGGACUUUAACACGCAUUUUGAACAAGAAAAUUCUCUUCAAGAGCAAGAGCAAGAGCAAACUGAAUGGCACAUCAGUUGAACCGUAUGCAUAGAGCCUAGUACAUGCCAAAUGUAUAUGACCUGCACAUGAGCAACUGUUUACAGAAAUAUAAACUAUUAUAUGCUUACUGAGAUUCACUAAUGCUGUGGUCCAUGGAAAAGGCUGGGCAGCAAAGCAGGGACAUGGUAUUGGUAGAAGACUUAUGGCUAUUUUACAUUACAAAGACUAAGGCCUUAGUCCUAACCAUACUUACUUGGAAGUAAGCGCAUUGAAAUCAGCAGGCCUUAGUCCAAAAACACUUCUUUUUAGAUAUCAGGCUUAAAAUACAGUACCAGGGAGCUAUAGUGGACAAUUGUCUGCAUGAAUGUAUGUUAAUAGUGGCAUAUCAUGGUUCUGUUUUAAAGGAAAAGCAAUGAAGAGUAGCAAUACAAAUUUUAAACAGGGUAUCGAGCUGUAGAAGUGGAAAGAGCAAAGAAAUCCUGAUCCAGAUGUUCUGAAGUAGAAUACAUGCAUUUGCAAUGCAAUCUUGUAUAUAAUUACUCAGAAGCGAUUCCUGCAGUAUGCAGAGGCGCUUAAUCCCAGGUGCAGAGAAUUGCAGCCUCAGAAUGUUACUGGAAGGAAAAAUGAAAUGCUGAAUGGGGUAGCCUGAUAGAAUAAUAAUAAUUGCUAAAGCUGUGUAAAUUAGACUUGCUUUUGAUAGAUAGUAGCCAUACAAACUUGUAAUUUAUGCAAUUAUUAUGACUCUUAAUUUUAAUAUUAUGUGCAUAUACUAUGAAAAAACUUUUAUUUUUAAGAUGGUAUGCUGAUAAAUGACUUAAAACUUAUCUGUUAUCCUUUGAGAGAUCUGCAUUGCCAGUGCAGCACUGUAGUACGGGGAACCCACCAUUUGUUAGACAAAUGUACCCCAUCAUAACAAAAGUAAUGAAUGACAAUACAGUAUGUUUAGUCUUUUUUCUUUCUCAUUCCCAUUUUGGAACUAAAUACACACAUUGAGGGAUGUAUGUAUUUCAGUAUUGAAAUAGUUUGCUGUUUAGAAUAUCAACAAGGCUGGGGAAACCUUUACUGACUGGUAGGCAAGGGAAACAUAAUACAUGUGUAUAGCUUUAAACUGACAUUCGUAUUAUAUAUAUUUUUUACUGAAAUUGUAAACGUUAGCCUAUUUUAAUCAUUCUGACUUCAUUGGGACUUACUUUGGAACAGGUGGCUUGAUUGAAGUAAACAAUCAACCCUUGUUAACUUUUAUUCAGGCGAAACCUAUACCAAUACCACUGCUGCUUAUAACCACUGAAUCAAGAGAGAUCAUUGGGAUAAGGGAUACUGUUUCUGAUAUAUGCAUUAGUGAUUUACAUAAGUUAUAAUGAUGGUUUGGAUGCAGCAUUCUAAAGGCCAAUAUGCAAAAGAAGGCUGUUGAGGUGAAGCAACAGUUUCCAGUAUGUUGGGCAAAUGCUAGCUUCUAAUAUGAAAGCUUAUUAUAGAUUGACUGUUAAGAGUAUUAACUUAUAAAAAUGAAAUAUUUGUGUAUAAGCUCCAUGUGAUCUUAGUUAACGCUUUCUUGGAGGUAAGGCCCAUUUCAUAAUGGAUGGGGCUUGCUUCCAUGUAAAUGAAUUUAGGAUGGAUUGCAAAUGCAUUCAGUUAUGAUUUUGCUUUAUUGUAUAGCUUGACAAUGGCACAUAAGUGGAAUGAAAUGCAAAACUGUUUUUAGAAAGAGAAGCACUUGUUGCUCUAACUUACAAAUACUUGAAGACAUUUAAAAACUAUUUGAAAACCUUAAAGCUCUGUUGCUGGAUUUUUUUUAAAAAAUGCCAAAGGUG